GUGCGCAGACUAGGGAGACCGCGCAGACAUGGAGGAACCAUACUCUAUGGGAUCCUGACCAUACAUGGUGGUGUGACCUUGAUUCGCGUGUUACCUAAUUUUGCGCAUGGUUGAAUAUCCGAAUGAAUAUCUUGAAAAACUUAUAUAUCAACAACAGAAGGAGCGACUUCAAAUUACUCAGUUUGGUAAUAUUUUUAAGGAAAGUCUCUAUUUGUGAUUGGCAAAACAUCGGCAAAUUUUGUUAACUUUUGCGUCCGCUCCGAGAAAAUCCGAUCUUCUCGACCAGCAUCAAGAAAUCGCCAGUUUGCAAGCAGAGGUCGGGGCAGAGGUCUGCAACGAAAUCUAUAGGACCUACUGAUCAGAAAUGGAGAGCAUCGUGAAAUCGAAUUUCUUGACGAUAACCUGUCUCAUUCUCCUCACAGGGCCAGUACAAGGAGUUGAAGCGGGCUGGAUAAAUUCGAUACUGACAAUCACUGGUGGUACUAUCGUCGGAGUCGGUUCUGCUAUGUUCGCUCUACCCGCAGCUUUAGGCCUUGGAGGUUUCACCGCAUCCGGUAUUUCAGCUGGGUCCAGUGCCGCAGGAAUGAUGUCAUCAGCAGCAAUAGCAUCGGGCGGAGGAGUUGCCUCGGGAAGCAUAGUCGCGGUGUGUCAGUCAAUAGGUGCUGCUGGAGUUUCUUCAGUUACGACAGCCGUAGCGGGCGCUGUAGGAGGUGUCGCUGCAGCAAUUGUCAGAGCUUUUCGUCCUUAAGUCACCACUUCCCUAUUUGCUGGCAAUCAUCUGUUUUACCUUCAUGCAACGUGAGGGAUGCAGUUAUCAUUAAAACUUGAUAAAAUGUCACCAUAUUCAUCGUUGGCACAUACAGCAAUAAUUCAUUAAUUCACAUUUUGGGGGGCAUUCACAAACAAAAUGUAUAUAUAUUAUGUGUUCAUGAUGGGCGGAUGAUCGACACAUUUAAGUAACUGUAAUAUGUGUUUAUCAUUAUCUACUUCACUGUAAAAAAUGAAAUGCUAAUUUCGCACUUACAGUGCUUGUAUAGUGACUGG
Messenger RNA from Lytechinus variegatus (green sea urchin), 1044 nucleotides. Its product is annotated as interferon alpha-inducible protein 27-like protein 2A. Gene Ontology annotation, biological process: apoptotic signaling pathway. The record is from RefSeq and is a predicted model, not a curated record. The coding region runs from base 365 to 748 and encodes 127 amino acids. Lineage: Eukaryota; Metazoa; Echinodermata; Echinoidea; Temnopleuroida; Toxopneustidae. The transcript is spliced from 3 exons. Gene Ontology annotation, cellular component: membrane; mitochondrion.